Lactuca saligna is the source of this 429-nucleotide messenger RNA. Lineage: Eukaryota; Viridiplantae; Streptophyta; Magnoliopsida; Asterales; Asteraceae. The record is from the annotation of a GenBank genome assembly.
AUGGAAAACUGGAUUGCAAAUCACUACGUUGUUAAAUCCUUUAACUCUAAAGAAGAAGAUGAUGAAGAUAUUGAUGGAGAUUCUAAUGACGAUGAAGAAGGGGUUGCUGAUGAAGAAGACGUUGAUGAUGAAGAAGAUGUUGAUGAUGAUGAAUAUAAAUUUUCCACUGAUAAAAUAGAAUCCUAUGCUCAAGAAAUGACUAAUUCUCCUCCAAGAUUGAACCAACAUAUUUGCUUCUCGUCAUCCUCAACAUCAUCUAAAACUCUUUCUGUAAAAAAAAUUCUAGAGAGAGGAUCAACUCCACCUCAAAUGAAACUCGCUAAUCCACUAAUUCAAGAUGUGAGUUCUCCUAGAUCAUCGUCUCCUUCUCCUCAAGCUGCAAUUGUUCCUCUAAUGCCAACACCUUUUCAGAUUGUUUCUACUUAUUAG